Funneliformis geosporum is the source of this 378-nucleotide messenger RNA. The record is from the annotation of a GenBank genome assembly. Lineage: Eukaryota; Fungi; Glomeromycota; Glomeromycetes; Glomerales; Glomeraceae.
AUGUCUGAAGAAGUUCAUGAACUUACUUCUGCUGGAAGAAUUAAAAGGCCUGCUUAUAAUAAAGUAGCACAAUUGGUUAAGGUUGCUUGGAUAGCAUUAAUGUUGAAAAAAUCAAAAAAUCCUUCAAAUGCUGUGGUAUUUAUUUCUGUAGCAAAAGAUGGCACAGAAGAUGAUUUUAUUUUUGAUUAUGAUUUUCUAAAUGAUGAAAAUAAUAAUCUAGGUGAUGAUGUGGUGUUUGAAGAUACCAUAUAUGAUGAUUUUGUUGCUGUACCCGAGUACUUACAUGGAGGUCUGACAUUCACAAUAUAUAGUAUCUGGAAUACUUUACAUUCUAAGCCACUCCAGAAGGAGGGACAUUAUACACAGAGGGUACUAUAG